AUGUUCGAUACAAACGAUCGUCAAUUGGCAAAAGAGCUGCCAACGCGCCGACAGCGUCGCACAUGCGUCGUCAACGGUUUAUUCGGCGUCGCAACUUUAACCGUCGCGUUAUUUCUGCUGACGCUCUGUCUUCGUUUCGACACGAGCGCGGCGCGCACGGCGGAUGUGCUGAAGGUGGAGCUGUCACAUGGCGGAGUCCUUGUCGGCCGCCAUCGUACCUCGCACAGUGGCCGACACAUGCGCGCCUUUAUGGGCGUGCCGUAUGCGCUACCGCCAGUGGACGAAUUGCGCUUCAAGCCACCGGUACCGUAUGGCGCAUGGGCUGGAGAGAAGCAUGUCAUUAAGGAUUCACCAAUUUGUAUGCAACGUGAUCCUUAUCGUCGUGAUAUGGAAAUCGAAGGUAGUGAGGAUUGUCUAUAUCUAAAUGUGUAUACGCCGGAGGAGCACAAUCAGACUAGUGCCUUGCCUGUCAUGAUCUAUUUUCACGGUGGCGGUUUUCAAUGUGGUUCCGGCGUUAGCAGCUUUUAUGGACCGGAGUUCUUACUCGAUCGCGAUGUUAUUUUGGUAAUCGGCAACUAUCGUGUCGGCCCACUCGGUUUUCUGAGUACUGAAACGCUCGAUUGUCCCGGUAAUUUCGGUUUGAAAGAUCAAGUGGAGAUUUUACGUUGGGUACAAAGAAAUAUCGCAGCUUUUGGUGGAGAUCCACAAAGUGUAACGAUAUUCGGUAAUAGCGCAGGUGGCGCCAGUGUUACAUACCAUAUGCUCUCGAACUCUUCUAAGGGUCUCUUCCACAAGGCCAUUAUACAAUCGGGCACAUACUACAACCCGUGGGCGCAACCACAGUACAAGGGUAUUUCGGCUAGGCGCACACGGCAAGCCGCAAAGUUAGUAGGUUGUGAUGACCAAGCAAAGUGGCCGAAACUCUUGAAGUGCUUGCGUGGCGCAAGCGCCGAAAAAGUAGUUGCUACCGUCUACCAGUUGUUCGAAUGGGACUUUGAUCCCAUGGUGCCAUAUCAACCGGUUGUGGAGCCACCACAUGAGGGUGCGUUUCUCACUAUUCCACCACGCGAAGUUGAAAUACCGCACGGUUUCUCACUACCUAUAAUGAUUGGUGCCACCUCCGAGGAAGGUCUACUUAAGACUGCUCCACUGCUUAACGUGCCUGGUCUUUUAGAUGAUUAUAAACAAAAUUUCGAUUGGAUACUACCAAUUCAACUGCAAUACGAUCACCAUGCACCAGAAGUCCGUGAGGAGAUGACGCGCAAAAUUGUAGAGUUCUACUUCAAAGAUGGGCAUAACUAUGACAAAUACAAUCACCAAAAUAUAACUGAUCUUAUCUCAGAUGGCUGGUUCAUUGCGGGUAUCGAUGAGUACUUACGCCAGCGCGUGCUAGCCGAAAAAUCUGUGAAAAUGCCUCCGUUUUAUGUGUACCUUUUCGAACAUCGCAGUCCAGCAAGUUUCUCUGAGCUCUUCAAAGGCGGCAGAGAGGAUUAUUAUGGUGCUUGUCACGCUGAAGAGCUACAAUACCUAUUCCCUGUAGCUCUAGAGUUAUUUGUGAGUGCGUCACCGACAAAAUCUGAUAGAGAUCUGCGCGAAGCCAUGCUCGAUAUGUGGGUUAAUUUCGCAAAGGAAGGCAACCCUACUCCUGCUAACUCAAAACUCACACACUGGGACCCGGCAACUGGCUAUCCGGUAAACUAUGCCCGCUUGGGUCACAAAACACCCGAGGAGUUCACCAUUCUACAAAUGGAACGUGACAUUUAUGCCGAUCGCGUGAAUUUCUGGCAUAAGCUUAAAGCCCACAUUCCAGCCGAGGAACGCAAGGAAAGUCCAAGAGACGAAUUGUGAAGUAAAAUUUCUACUAAGAAAUAAAUAAUAAUAAUUAAGUGUAAAUAUAGCAGCGAAAAGUCUUCGUAUAAGAUAAUUUCGAAAUCUGUAAAACCAGUAUAACAUAUGUAUGUACAUAUUUUAAUGUAAAUGAGAUUAAUAACUUUUUUUUUUUUUUAAUUUUGUAAAUCAACAGUAAAGUGCGUUAGUUUUUAUAGUGAUAUAUACUCUUUUGGUGUUUUAUUAUAAAUCGUAAAGGGAUUUAUGUAAUAUCCAUGGGGCAUUAAUUAAGGGUUUUAGUCUUCCUUAGUAACGCUACAGGCGAUUGAUAGAGGUUAAUCGAAAUAUACUUCGAAUGCACAUUUUUGAUUUUUUUUUUCUAGAAAAGAAGACCACCAAAUCCUAUAAUUAUUAUGAUUAUGAUUAUGAUUAUUAUGAACUUAAUCAAUAGUUUGGAUAAGUAACUCCUCCUUUAACUAAAAACUUGACACUAUGCUGCUAUUCUCAAAAACUCUGCAUGUCUGUUUCCAUCUGGGAAAUUUGGAUAUUUUUGUAUGUACCCAAAACUAAGCGACUGCUCUAGUAAAUUAUUAGUUAUAGCUAUUUCUUCGCAUAGAAUAACCUAAACAUAACUAAAGCAUUACCUACAAAUAUAGGAAAAUUGACUAAUCUAUUCUGAAAUAUAAACUAAAAAAACUCAAGUAAAAACAAAUACACUGAUAAUUAUAUGCAAAAAAAAAUAAUUUUUAGACAAGAAGUGGAAAAACACAUUGAACGUCAACUUUGAUUGUCCCAGUUACAACCGAUCAAUCAACAUCAACAUUGAAAAUUUUUGUACUUUGAGCUUUUAUAUACCUAUCAGUUUUCUUGACUUGUUAAGAAAAUUUUGUUUUAAAAACCCAACCCAUGACCUGCCUAUAGCAAUUUUAAGUGAAACUUUAUAGUCGAAAUAUCAUAUAUCAGCCAAAACUCAUCCAAAUUGAACUAACCUUUUCAAUCUUAAGUAGGCAAGACAUGGGCGCGAGUUCGGAUUAAAACCACGCCUAAUUCGCAUGUACGAGGUGUGUUCAAAAAGUAUCGCGAAUUUUGAAUUUUCGCGGGUUAC
Molecule: messenger RNA, 2932 nt
Organism: Bactrocera latifrons
Lineage: Eukaryota; Metazoa; Arthropoda; Insecta; Diptera; Tephritidae
Product: venom carboxylesterase-6
Exons: 8
Coding region: 1-1848 (615 amino acids)
Source: RefSeq, a predicted model, not a curated record